UACUAUGCAUAUUUAUGUCAGUUUUACUUCUUCCAGGUAUAUGGGCCUGGCACUCAAACCAGAGCAUUCCAAUAUGUCAGCGACCUUGUGAAUGGGCUCGUGGCCUUAAUGAAUAGCAAUGUUAGCAGUCCUGUUAACUUGGGAAAUCCAGAGGAACACUCUAUUCUAGAAUUUGCCCAGUUAAUUAAAAAGCUUGUUGGCAGUGGAAGUGAAAUCCAGUUUCUGUCAGAAGCUCAAGAUGAUCCUCAAAAAAGGAAGCCAGAUAUCAGAAAAGCAAAGCUAUUACUUGGUUGGGAACCUGUGGUUCCAUUGGAAGAAGGUUUAAAUAAAGCAAUUCAUUAUUUUCGGAAAGAACUGGAAUAUCAAGCGAAUAACCAGUAUAUUCCUAAACCAAAACCUGCUAGGAUAAAAAAAGGAAGAACCAGACAUAACUAAAAACUCAAUUGGACAAGAAAUGAAAUGUCUUACCUUGUAUUGGAGAAGAUGUCGUAUGUCUUUUGGAAAAGACUUCAGAAACAGGUAUAAUGAAGAAAAAGAACUGGAAUUUCACUCUGAAGCUUGCUUUAAAGAAGUGGAUGUGCCUCAACAAGAAAACUGCAAUUCUUGCCUUGCACUUUUUAAAUCUGUCUUUUUAUGUAAAAUAGAUGCAUCCUUUUUUAGUACCUUCAGGUUUUAUAUCUUGCUGUGAGAUCAUUUGUUCUAACUGUCCUUGACAGUUUUAUUUACUGGUUUCUUUGUGAAGCUGCGGAUAAGAUAAGAGGGGCAGAAUUGCCAAUUUAUUUAUAAAAUGGGUACUUUAAAUGAGAGAUACUAUGCAUAAAGGAGAAAGGGUAGCAGUAUUGUCAGGUGACAAACACUGGCAUUUAGUAAACAAUCUGUACAAGAGCUUUAUGUAUUCUUUAAAUCCAUUUUUCCCCCAAACGUUUAGUUCUAGUUGCCUACUUGAAUUUGAACUUUUUCCACUGAACACCAUGGAUAAAUGCUAUUUUAAAUCACUACUGUAUUGUGCAUACUCUGGGCAAGAGUUAAUGUAUUAUUGGUUACCAGUGGUUGGAUAUGCUAUUUUAAUAAAACACUGAACCUUACAGAUUUAAGUAAGUGAAAA
Python bivittatus (Burmese python) is the source of this 1105-nucleotide messenger RNA. The record is from RefSeq and is a predicted model, not a curated record. Lineage: Eukaryota; Metazoa; Chordata; Lepidosauria; Squamata; Pythonidae.